Phaedon cochleariae (mustard beetle) is the source of this 642-nucleotide messenger RNA. Lineage: Eukaryota; Metazoa; Arthropoda; Insecta; Coleoptera; Chrysomelidae. The record is from the annotation of a GenBank genome assembly.
AUGGCUUUCAAGUUGAUCAUCUUCGCUGCAGUUAUCGCUGCAUCCAGGGCCGGCCUCAUUGGAGCCCCUCUCGUUGCCCAACCUGUUGCUGUGGCCAAAACCGUAGUUUCUGACGAAUACGAUCCUCAUCCUCAGUACUCGUACGGAUACGACGUCCAAGACGGUUUGACAGGUGACAGCAAGAGCCAGGUUGAGAGCAGAGACGGAGAUGUUGUUCACGGAUCGUACUCCCUGACUGACGCCGAUGGCCUUCGUCGUACCGUAGACUACACUGCUGACCCAAUCAACGGUUUCAACGCUGUAGUACGUAGAGAACCGCUCGCAGCCAAAGCCAUAGUCGCUGCCCCUGCCCUAGCCAAAGUAGCCGCCCCAGUAGCAAUUGCCGCCCCAGCAAUCGCCAGAUACGCCGCCCCCGUUUCCCACCUGGCUUACUCCGCCCCUGCGAUCGCUCCUGCUCAUGUUGCCUAUGCUGCUGCACCCGCCCAUGUUUCAUACGCUGCAGCACCCGCCCAUGUUUCAUAUGCUGCUGCACCCGCCCAUGUUUCAUAUGCUGCAGCACCUGCCCAUGUUUCAUAUGGUGCCGCCCCAACCCAUGUGUCCUAUGCCGCCCCAUCCUUGGCAUACUCGUCCCUCAUUCACUAA